GCACUUUUCGAGUAACUAUAGUCUAAAGUAAAAAAGAAAAGUUUUAACAACACAAGAUCACCUCCUUUCCGGUUUGUCUUGGCAAUAGAAGAACGCCAUGGGAACUGGGUCGUUUGACUUGUUUGCAUUUUCACCUACCAUAGCACUGUGGUUCCCAAACAAUGCAUUAUGCUCUUUUGUCACAAACACCGAAAGCAGGACCCGUCUUGCAUUUUACAAGCUCCAUUUCACCCAUUGCUAGGGGUGGGCAAAUAUGGUUUCGGCAUCUACCGAAUCCGAUAUUUCAGUACCUAUACUUAUUCUGUAAUUGAGUUUUUACUUUCAAAUACAUUAGAUCCAUAGCAUGAAUGAACAAACCAACUAUCACAAAUCCAAGCAAAUUUGAAGCAUCCAAAUUUCAAUAAAUGUCAGGGUUUCAAUUAAAUGACUAAAUUUUAGAAAUUUCUUGAUUUAUAGUUUUUAAUGAAAUCGUAAAUAAAAACAAUUAUCAUAAUUUGAGAAUAUUUUACCUGUUUUAGCUUGAAUGCAGAUAUGGAACCUAUCCUUGUAACAGAGUCUCGAAACCAGAAUUUAGAAGUGCAAUCGAAGAAGAAAGGAUCGUGUUACGAACUCGAAAUCAAAUCUGGAACCAAGAUUAGGUUUGGUGUUUCUAAUAUUAGUAUAUCACAAUUGGAAAAGGGGAGAAAAAGGUUAUGACUACCACCAGGUGGUGGUAGUGAUAAGCAGAGAAGAUGACAAAGGAGAUUGAGAGCUAGAAAAAGGAGAUUGAUUUUCAAGAGAAUGUGAAAAAAUACAAGUGUAAAAGCUUUUAUAAUUGAGAAAAUUUGAUAAAAGUUCAUGAAAGAUUAGGCAAGAAUGGAGGGAAAUUGAUCUUUGGAGUUGUAGCUUUGGUAGGGAAAUUGAUCUUUGGGGUUGGUGCUUUGGAGGGAUUUUUUCCAGAAGGGAAAGUGUAAAUGACGAAGGUGAAGGCGGUACGAUAAAGAGAAGAGGAUCUCACAAAUGGGUAAUUGGAUCGAUGAGCUGUGGCAAUGGACAUUAAACUGGAGACGACCGUUGUACGAGUGAGAGGAAGACAUCUAUGUUGAAUUGCAGACCUUACUCAAUCAAGUUCAACCAACCAAAGAUAGCAAGGAUAGUUGGAUGUGGACGCACACUAAAGAAGGAAACUACUUAGUCAAAUCAGCUUAUACCCUUCUUUCCAACAACAACCGAGAUAGCAGAACUCAAAUGCACAAAAGCACAUGGAGCAAACUUAUUCCUACUAAAAUCAGUGCGUUUGGUUGGCAAGUCUUGCAGGAUAAAAUUCCUACAAAGCUUAAUCUAUAUAAGAGGGGAAUCAUAACUGAUCCUAGCCUGAUUAUGUGCGGUAUGUUUGGAGGUAGUAUUGAAGAUACCAACCAUCUUUUCAUUCACUAUAAAGUUGCUUUUAUGGUCAGAAGUAAGUGUGCACAAUGGUGGAGGUUCCUCUCAAUCCAACUCGAGACUUGCCAAGAUGAUUUUGAACAACAUAGACCCCUUGUCAAAGACUGUUCCGUGAGAGUUGGGUGGGAUGUAGUAUGGUUCUCCAUCGUAUGGUCAUUGUGGCUAGCAAGAAAUGCAAAGAUUUUCAGGAACCAGGAGCAAGAGACUGACAGAAUUUUUGAGCUCGUUCGAUUAAAGGCCCUCAAUUGGAUCAAGGGCAGGACAACAUGCUACUCUUUCACCUUUCAUGAUUGGAUGCUGGAACCUGUCCUAUGUCUUAAAGAUAAAAGAGGUACACAUUAAGUUUUACCUCCAUGAUAUGCAGGUUGUUGUUAUUGUCACUUAGUGGUUGUUUGACUGUGGCUACCUUUUCACUGGUAUAUGUCCCUAUUCUUAUGUUAGCUGGUAUUUAUCCUGGUAUUUUGUUAUCCUACAAGGUCUAAUGAUUUUGCCAUUGAGCAAUUAGUUGACUUUGGCUAAUUCUUUUGUUGGUACAUAGUGGUCAAUUUUAUGCUAGCUGAAGUCAAUGGAUGCUCAGUGAUAAUCUAUUUUGUAACACGGGCAGGAGUACCCCUUGUACUCCAUUAAAUAAAUUUCUUUUGCUAUG
Messenger RNA from Rubroshorea leprosula, 2068 nucleotides. The record is from the annotation of a GenBank genome assembly. NCBI's taxonomy places the organism in Eukaryota, Viridiplantae, Streptophyta, Magnoliopsida, Malvales, Dipterocarpaceae.